GAGCCGCCCGGGACCCCCGCGCGCCCAGCCACCAGCUCCCCACUUUUCCCGGCCAGGAGAGACCGAGCGUCGCUCUUCGCUGCGGGGCAGAUGGGCUCCAGGCGGAGGCCCCUGGGCCGCUCUUAUUCGGGCAACGGCCCUUACAGCCCCGGCCAGGGCAGCGACGGCGAGGACAACGGGCCCCUGGUGGAGCAUCGGCCCGAGCGGCGCAGCUAUUUCCUGAACGUGCGCCCGGAGAACAGGAGCACCUUCUGUGCCAUCAUUGCUCAGCUGACCGAGGAAACCCAGCCCCUUUUUGAAACUACUCUCAAGUCGUACGCCGUCUCUGAGGAUGCAGAUGCCAAGUUCACCUGCAUUGUGACAGGUUACCCACAACCGGAAGUGACCUGGUACAAAGAUGAUGAAGAGAUGGACAGAUACUGUGGCUUGCCAAAGUAUGAGAUCCUUCGUCAUGGAAACCGACACACGCUGCAGUUGUACAAGUGCAGAGAGGAAGAUGCAGCCAUUUACCAAGCCUCGGCCAGAAACAACAAGGGCAUCGUGUCCUGCUCGGGGGUCUUGGAGGUGGGAACCAUGACCGAGUACAAAAUCCACCAGCGAUGGUUUGCCAAGCUCAAGCGGAGCGCCGAAGUCAAGCUGCGCGAGAUCGAGCAGAGCAGGAAGCGAGGGAAGGAGAACGUGGAGCUGGAGCAGCUGAGGAGGGUGAGCCCGGACAGGUUCCAGCGGAAGCGCCGCUUGACCGGCGAAGUGGGCAUGCGAUCGGGCAUCUCCCUCUGGGACAAGGAGGAGGUGGCAAAGGUGCGCAUCCCAGAUGGGAAGCCACGAUUUGGAGAGGGUGAGAAGAGCAAAGAGACUUCUGUGAAUGCAAAGACCCUGUUCCCAAACAACUUCAUAACAGGGCACCUAGACGCAGAGGUGACCACUAAUGGGGACUCUUCUCUGGAGAGCGGGGAGGAAAACGGAGGUGAGAAUGCCAGCGGCUUUCUUACCUAUAUCUAUGAGACGGUGGAGAUCAUUAAAGCGAAGCCUACGGCGGCCAAAGAGUUUUCUGUGAAGAAGAAGAAGAAGAAAGAGGAGGUCACCACUGCCCUGCCAAAUGCAAGCCAGGAUGUUUCCCGAGAAGAGGAUGGGACACAACAGAGGAGCAUUAGCUCGGCGCAUGAAGAUGCCACACCUAAUACCUUGGCCUACAGCACGUCACCUUUUGCAACAAAUGGGCUGGGGGGCACAGAACCCAGAGGACCUCCAAGGCAGGUGGCGGAGAAGCCCAUCGCCCGACCCUAUUCAAUGCCCCCUAAAGCAGAUGUGUACUUUUCUCUGAAAGAUAUGUAUUUUGACAUGGGGGUGAAAGCUGAGGCUGAGCAGAAGGCGCCAGAAGCCAAGGGAGGUGAGGCUGAUCGGAACCAGCCAAGUGUGGAUGCUUCCGUUCUGGAAGAGAUCAUCCCAGAAACCCCUACGGCUUUGAAAAGGGCAAAACCAGAGGAAGGGCAAAAACAGCCACACGAAGAGCAGGAAACAGAGGAAAAGGAGGCUGUGGAAACAAAGGAAGCCCAAACGACGGCAGCCACGGAUGCUGGCGGGGAUGUCAAUGCAAACUUAUCCCAGCAUCCUAACCGGACCACAGAGCCCGUGCAAGAGAUACAUGGUUCCCUUCGGAUGGGAAAUGUGGCAGACAUUCCUGAAACAGAUUUUCAGCAUCCUAGCCAGGCUUCAGAGACUGGCCUUGGGGUGUGGGCUCCCCUUUCGAAGGAUAUGGUUGCCGACCUCCGCGAAACGGACUUGCUGGACUCUCUCUGCCCUGAAGCAGAGCCAUCCCCACAGCCCCAGAAGCAGACCAUGGGGCUGGAUUCGUCUGUGUGCUUUCAGGAAGCGGGGAGAGACUUGAAGGAGGCCUCCUUGGGAGAGCAGCUGCCUGGCCAAGGGCCUUGUGAGGCUCCGCAAACCUUAAAGCCAGCCUUGCCCACUGCUCACAGCCUGCAAACUCCAGGUGUGGGUCUUGGAGAAGAAACAAGCCAGGAUGCUCGCCACUUUGCAAUAAGGGAAGGUGCCCCAAGAGAGGCAGAGACCAAACAGGCUCAGGAGCAAGAUGAUCCUAGCCGAGAGGCCCAAGAGAUGGUGCUAAGCCAGGAUGGCAGCCAGCACUUCUCAGUGACUUCCCAGAAUCCCCCAGUUCUCUCCCUUGGCACCACACAGCCCGUUGGGAAGGAACAGCGGGUUUCGAGAGAAGAAGUGAAAAGGCGUUCCCCGCGUUUUGGAAGCGACAGAAUCCAAGCCAAACCAGCUCUAAGUCAUGAGAGUAAGGAUCUGGCUGCUCCCGGGUCAUUGGUUGAGGAAUCCAGUCUAGAGCCUAGACCUACAGUCACCUUGGAGCGAUAUGCCCCUCAAAUUGACACCGUGAGCAAAGAAAAGCAAGAAGAAGCCUUUGAGGUCCAGGGAGACAAGAGGUCUAGGCUAAACAGGGAUUUAGGGCUUGAGGGCGAGAGGCCUCCGACAGUGACGGCAAGGCCAUUAUUGGUCCCAGAGGUUGCUGUAGAAGCCCCAGUUUCCCAUCAAAGUAUUUUGGAGGAACCUCAUCCAGUUCCUCAUCCAGUAGCAACGCCUCUGGCUUUCCAAGAAUCUGCUCCACUUUCUCCGGAUGAAGAAGGCUCAGCUGAGAAGGACCAGUCCGUGGCCCAUUUGCUGAGGGAUGUGAAGAGAGAAAUAGAAACUUGGAAGCCAUCAGAUUCGGCAGCUUCAGAAUCAGAGCAACGGCAGGUUGGCAAUACGGAGGUCCAUGUCCAGGAAGAGCCCCCAACUCCACUGAGGGGUGAGGAAAAUGAGAAGGAGUCGUUUGGCCCGGGCAGGAAGAUUGACAUCGGAACUAAGGAAAGGGAGAGAACAGUCUCAGAGGCACCUGCAAUACAGGACUCGCGCCAAACAGAGACCUCGAUGGAGGAGGAUCAAACCGCAGAUAAGGCACAGGACACAAACCUAGUGUCUUCCCUGAAAAAUUACUUGCUUCUGCUCUUAAAGAUGACCACAGAGGCCGACAAAAGCAAGGGCAGCAAGAAGCAAGAGGUCAAGGCUGCGGGGGAAAGGGUCCCGCCGACUGCCAUUCCCAAGCACUUGCCAGAUGUGGGCAUAGCCGGCCUGACCCCCAGGACGUCGAGGAAGAUCUUUGAGCGAGUAGAAACCAACCAGCUCUUCCAAAGCGCAGAGAGUCUGCAGCUGACGCCCAAGACUUCCCGGAGGAUCACGGGGAUGAUCAACCAGGAGCUGCUUGCUUGCAAAGAGAGUUUGGUGGCUGAACCGGAGGCCGCCCCGUUGCCCUGCGUGCCCUCGAUUGUGGUGGGGAGCGUCUCCAGCGAGCCGGCAGGGCCCCCUGAUACGUCUCCAGAGGUUUCCGGCGAGGCGCCGUCGUCGGCACUGCCGAGCGCCACGCCUCAGGAACUGGCAUCCGGGGCGCGUCGCAAAAUAUACCUCAACAAAGGCAAACAGGCCGACGAGAUGGAAGGGGCGGCCCCAGAUGGGCAGCCACGGGCAAAAAGGGGCAGCCCCACCGUGUCCCCACAGCAGGGCCGCAAGAAAACAGCACUUUUGCAAAGCCCCGCCCCGGCUUCUCCUCCCGUGGAGAAGCGCUCCCCUACCACGGCUAGAAAGAUGGCAACAUUAGAAGUGCCCAAGAUCUAUGAAGAGAUAGCAGAAGAAAACAAGAAUGUGGAAGACGGCUCCCCGCGAGCUCCAGAGAAGUUGGAGGAGACCACGACCGAAGUGCAAGCGGGGGAAUCCCGGAAAGCAAAUGACCCAUUUAAAGCUCCCCAGGUGAUUCGCAAAAUCCGAGCUGAACAGUUCUCGGAUGCCUCUGGAAAUCUGAAGCUCUGGUGCCAGUUCUUCAACAUUUUGGGUGACUCAAAGCUGACCUGGUAUAAGGAUGAGGCUCCUGUGACGGAUGCCAAAAGGAGCUCUGGAGACGAAGGGCAAGCGGCCCUGGCCAUUGUGCAGGUCUCCCUGAAGGACUGCGGGGUCUACCAGUGCACCAUCCAGAACGAGUACGGCACUGACUCCACAGACUUCCUGCUGAGCGCUGAAGUGCUAUCGGGAUUUAUCUCCAAGGAAGAAAUAGAAGUUGGCGAGGAGAUUGAGAUGACGCCCAUGGUGUUUGCCAAAGGCCUGGCUGACUCCGGCUUCUGGGGGGACAAGCUCUUUGGCCGGAUCAUGAUGGAGGAGCUGGAGGUGGGCCAAGGUUUCCUGCGCAAGGCAUGCCGCGCCCGUGCCAUCUACGGCCUCGAGCCGGUGUUUGAAUCUGGGCACACAGGCGUCAUCAAGGUCCGCAACCUCAUCGCUUUUGGCGGGCGCAGUGAGAACACGCUGGUGGAGAGGAACUAUGACAUCACCAUCCAGGAAUGCAAGAUCCAGAAUUCAAGUCGGGAAUACUGCAAGAUCUUUGCUGCUGAGGCCAAAGCCAUUGCUGCCUUUGGUCCGGUGCCUGAAAUCAUCCCUCUUUACCUGAUCUACCGCCCGGCGAACAAUAUUCCCUAUGCCACCAUGGAGGAGGACCUGCCCGGCCAGUUCGAGUGCUACUGUGGGCGAAAGCGAGAUGGCAGCCUGGCUCCAGCCAGCCUCUCCGAGGUUGGGCAAAAGUGUUGCGCCUUCCAGCACUGGCUGUACCAGUGGACAAAUGGCAACAUCCUGGUGACAGACUUGGAAGGUGUUGAGUGGAAGCUCACCAAUGUCAGGAUUGCUACCAAAACAAAGGGGUACCAAGGCCUCAAGGAGAGCUGCUCCCCCAGCCUGAUUGACCACUUCGAGGUGUCUCACCAGUGUAACCACUUCUGCCAUCUCCUGGGCCUGAAGAGCAUUGAAAUCCCCCAGCCUCCACCUAAAGGCAAGGGCUCUCGGAGCCCCAUCAUGGGCAGGAAGACCCCAUCAGCCCAGUCCAGCCCCCAGCUGCAGAAGAAAGGCCUGGCUAGCCCCCAGGCCUCCAGGAAAGGUUCUGUGAGCCCCAAGAGCGCCCGGAAAUGCCCUGAAAACGCGGGAGAGUCGCAGUCAGUAGCAAGGCCCAAAGGAGGGGACAGUGGCAAAGCCAGCUGGCUGCAGUGAACGGGCGCGGGGACCCUCUGCAGAAGUGCGCUGUGUGUGCCUGGGGGAAGGGAUGCUGCUGCUGCUGCUGUCCCUGCCGUACCCUCCUGCGUGGCUCCUCCCCUCCAGUGUGUGCGGCUUAUGGUGUGUGAGGGAGGGAGCCACGCUGAUGUGCCUUGGAGAGAGGGCCUUGCCUGCGCACCGCCCUCGGGGGUGGGGUGGGGGCUUGGAAAGGGAUUGGGAAAAGGACGGACUGUGUGGGUGCACAAUGCCACCAGCGCUGUGUGGGCCCCCCCUUGUAUGCAUUUGGGGCAUCUCAGCUGUGUGUGCUAGAUGUCCUGUGGAAAUGGGCUGCUCCUCUGGUUCCCCAUAAGGAUGCAGCCAAAAGCAGGGGCUAAACUCCUCGGUGCGUGGAGCCCUGGCAGGAAUGACAGCUGGGCCCUGUGUUCUGUUGGCUCCAGAGAAGGCCCUGCCAACUUGACUCUCAACACCCAGCACUUUCCCACAGAAGACCUGUCACUUGCUGCUUUCCCCGUGAUUGUCUGCGCCCAUCACCACAGCGGGCCCUUUGACACGCAGUCUAGUCAGCCCGCCCACCCUAUGGAUCUCCCAUAUGGCGGAAAAGAGAGGAUGGAUUCUUUUCCUUUCCCUGUGGGUGGAAGAAGCAGCUUUCUUGACGGGGCUGUGUCCGAGGAGGGUAUGGUUCUGUCUUCCUGGGCAAUAAAAAUGUCAAGUGGUUUCAUGUGUUUAGAAGAGAGAAGGGGGGUUUCUUAAUCUUCACUGAGGCACCCAGCUCCCUUCAUUCCUGACCACUGGCCAUGCCAGUUGGGGCUGAUGGGAAUUGGAGUCUGACAACACCUGGAAGGCCACAGACUCUCAGCCCCCAGAUUUGACUCUUCUUGCUGCUUUCUUUCCACUAGUGCCACGUGGAGCUCAUUGUUCAGCAUGUGCGUUGCACGCAGAAGGUCCCAGGUUCUUUCCCCGUGGUCUCCAGGUCCAGCAGAUCUGAUCCUCUUGAAACUGCUGCCAAUCACAGUGCUGGGCCCCAUGGAUGAUGCUGUUUCAGAUGUCUGCAAGCUGCUACUGUCCUCAAAUAGCAGCAUCCCCCCCCUCUGUCAUUGUGCUGCAUUCUGCUAUCUGGCUACGCCUGGCAAUGUUGGGUUUCAUCUGCCAUCAUCCCUGAUCACUGGCCAUGUUCUUGCGUUCUAAGAUGGAAGAAGUGUGACCUGCUAAUCUAGGUGCAGGGAACUUGUGCCCCUUGAGAUGUUGGGCUACAACUCCCCUGCUGCCUGGCUGGGCUGAUGUGAGUUGGAGUCCAGUAACAUCAGGAGGUCACUAGUUUCUACCUCUGGCCUAGUCAGAUAGAAAUGGCUCUUCCUUAACAAGGAAAUUGCUUUCUGUUGAAAUAUUCGAUGGUACUUCUGCUUCUCCUUUUCCUCUCGUACCGUACUGUGCAACUGUUUUUUUUUCUGAGCUUCCUCCAAAUCCAACAAGAGAGAUGUUGGAGGAGGGGCAAUUCAGAGAGGACACCUUGGAGCGGUAAACCGAAAGCAUUUAGGAACACAUUCAGAACAUAGAUGCCACAGACUAACCUCUCACCAUAGACCAUUGACGUCUGAUGCGGGUCAGGCAGGUGCCAGGACCCAUCUCUUUAUUCCUGCUACUAAAUGAUACCUUUCCUUACCCUUCCUAGGAAUAAGCCUAGACUGAGACCUACUUUAGGGGCAAGGAAGAUUCCCCAGAGUGAUACGAAAGCAGGGCCAGAGUUGUUGGUGGGUCUGGCAAGGAGGGUUUCCUUUGCAGGUCGGUGCGUUACCAGAAUUUUGCUAAGGAUUUUGCGCAAUAAGUAAGUGUCAAUAAUGCUUGUUGGUUGUAGAAGGAAAAGAACAGCGUUAGUUCAAGCUGUGGAGAAGGACUCCAGCCUGUUGGGUCAUGGCAGCAAGAGUAUAGACUUUUGUCUUGCAGCUCAUCAAAGUGCCUGCUGAAGCUGGGAUCUCGGCAGCAACGGGCCAAAUCCUGGCUACAAGGCGGCCUCUUUUGCAGGAACUACCUUGUAAGACUUCUUGCCUUGACACAGCUUAAAGUUGAUUCUCUGGAGAGAUGGACUGGAUGGGAAGUUCUAGGUUUGUGGCCCAAUAAUUGCUGAUUAAAUAUAAAGAGAGCAGGAAAGUAUUUCACUCAUGAAAGCAA
Molecule: messenger RNA, 7248 nt
Organism: Zootoca vivipara (common lizard)
Lineage: Eukaryota; Metazoa; Chordata; Lepidosauria; Squamata; Lacertidae
Source: RefSeq, a predicted model, not a curated record